GGGGGGGUGAGGGUGAGGUGGGAGUGAGUGGCUGGCGCUGGCAGCCCGCUGUCGCCGUGUUCAAUGAGAGCUCCUGAUUGCGGGCGCUGUCAGCAGCGUACUUGGCCGUUUAAGAGCUGUACAUACCGGUAGAGUAGAUGUCAUCCGAAGCUGUACUUGCGUUGGACUGACUGGUAGCAUCGGCAUCGAUGUCGGUGUCAGCAUCGGUGUCGGCAUCGGCAUUUGAGUCACGAUCGGCGUUGGCGUCGUGGGAGCCACGGUCGGCAUUGUUACCCAGAUUCACAACGUGGCGGUCGAUGAUGGCCUUCCAGUUCAAGACGAGGACAAGGACGGUAGCGAUGACAGCAGAGACAACAGCAAGAGCGAUGGCAGCGGUGGACGUCCGGCCCGAGUCGACGGCAAAGAUGAGGAUGACGAUGAUGCCCGCGAGCGCACCUGGGAGCGGGACGAUGGCGCGCCAGCGCUCGACGGCAGCCCAGGCGACAGCAACAAGGCCGAUAGCGAUGACAAUUGACGCCAGUAUGAUUUGGAGGCUGAUGUUGUUCUUGAGUUUGGUGGCGAUGGCCGAGAGGACAAGAACAAGCGCAAACGGCAUGGCACCGAGCGGUGCGCGCGAGGAUCGCAAGCCGGUGAACAGGAAGCGGAUGCCAGCCUCGACGAGAUGCAUGCGAUGAGACAAGGCGCGACGGGCCAAGCCUGCACGGGUAGUGCUUAUGCCACAGCCCAGAACAACGAGCGGAAAGCCGCCGACAAAAGCAACGGCCAUCGGCCAGAGGAGAAGGUAGGCGACGAGCUUGUGUGAGCCAGUGUAGCACUUGGUGGCGAUCUCGUCGUCAAGGCGUGAGACGUUGUCGGCAAAGGUUGUGCACGAGAGUCCAGCAAGUGUCCGAUACGUGAGCGGGGUAUAGAAGGCGGCGGCAAUAAAAGCGAGGGCGUAGGUGA
Messenger RNA from Thecamonas trahens ATCC 50062, 942 nucleotides. RefSeq lists its product as uncharacterized. The transcript has a single exon. The record is from RefSeq and is a predicted model, not a curated record. Bases 189 to 674 code for a protein of 161 amino acids. NCBI's taxonomy places the organism in Eukaryota, Apusomonadida, Apusomonadidae.